UGGACGCAUCAACCGGCGUCGAAAUUUACAGAAAUCCGCUCCUGCUCUGUGUUUUAAACGACGCUAUGGUCAGCACAAGGAGCGUCCUGUGUCUGCUUGUGAUCGGCCUGUGGCCAAGUGUGGCCGUUGGCCAAGAAACUAAGAAAAACAAAGUAAAUUUCCUGCAACCGGAUCGCACGGUACGAUACACACCGGACGAAUGGAGCAUCUAUCGACCCGGACUGGUGGUGUACUGCCACCACGGACAGGAGGAAACUCCGAUAAACGCCUUCCUGACGGUGACGCUGAAAUUGGACUGCGACCAUGAAGAUUUCAACCAAUAUCCGGGCAACACACCGGCGGAGGUGGAAAAACACUGGCAGGAUGACCAGAGCCUGUUCAGCUUCAAUCUGUUCGCCUCGAAGAAGCGGCGACUGGUGGAGCUGGAUCCGUUCAACCAAAGCUGCCUCGGAAUUGUGUCGUCGGGCAACUACGAGGUGACGCUGCUCCUGAACCGCUUCGAUAUCUGGCGCGUCGGAAUGUUGCUGUUUGGAACGCUCAUCUUCUUCACUGCCCACGCACUGAGCCAGAACUCGCUGUUCUACUACUUCGGUGGUAUCGUGCUCGGUGUGGCAUCGUCCGCGCUGAUCAUCGUGUACUUUUUCAGCAAACUGCUCCCGUAUCGGCCCCUCAUGUACGGCGUGAUGCUCGGCGGAUGGACACUGGGUAUCUGUGGGCUGCAGAUGCUGUACGAGAACAUGCGCGUCAUCUUCGUGGUGUAUCGUCAUUACGUCUUCUGGUAUAUGCUGGUGGUGGGCUCGAUCACCUUCCUCAUCUGUUACCGGAUGGGUCCACCGCGGAAUCCACGCAGCAAACAAGUGAUCCAGUGGGCACUGCAGCUGAUGGCCCUCGCUCUCAUGUUCUUCUCCACCUACCAGCGGACGCUGGCGGCGUGCAUCGUGACGGUGGCCACUACCGGUUACUUCCUCUCCGUACCGAUUGCUGUGGGCCGAUGGUUGCUCAACAAGUACUACCGCCUGUUUCCGGCCAAGCGCCGGCUGCUCACGGUGGAAGAGUUCGAACAGCAGGGCAUUGUCGAGACGGCCAAGGCGCUUGACCAGCUGCGGGAGUACUGCCGCAGUCCGGAUUGCAAACAGUGGAAAACGAUACUGAAGCUACAGGAACCCGUACGCUUCGCGUCCUUCAUCGAGGGAUCCAACCACCUGCUGGACGAGGAAAUCUCCGAGUACGAGGCACGCUCGUCCUGCGAGGAUGUGUCCAUAUCGGAGGAUGAGCUCGAUGAAAGCAUCCCAUCGACGUAGUGCCAUGCCAUCCUGUGCCGUGCCGUGCCGUGGUCCCUUGUACAUUAAUGAAGCAGUGUACCAGCCCAUCCUGUUGUGUCUUGUAAAUAAACCGAGCUCCGUUUUCAAUCGUAGUAAGCGGUUUUACUCAUACGGACGCUUCCUCGUAGCAACGAAAGCCAAGGCAACUAUGACUGAUAAAGGCUGAAGAAUUGAGUCCACCAAGCCUACUCAAACGCACAGUGACUGCUUUCUGUUCUUAAAUAAAUUGUCUUUCCGAAAAACCAA
Anopheles aquasalis is the source of this 1568-nucleotide messenger RNA. RefSeq names its product Nuclear envelope integral membrane protein. The record is from RefSeq and is a predicted model, not a curated record. Gene Ontology annotation, cellular component: nuclear envelope. NCBI's taxonomy places the organism in Eukaryota, Metazoa, Arthropoda, Insecta, Diptera, Culicidae.